Molecule: messenger RNA, 8727 nt
Organism: Mauremys mutica (yellowpond turtle)
Lineage: Eukaryota; Metazoa; Chordata; Testudines; Geoemydidae
Product: deleted in malignant brain tumors 1 protein-like
Exons: 15
Coding region: 226-4023 (1265 amino acids)
Cellular component (GO): membrane
Source: RefSeq, a predicted model, not a curated record
CUCAGUUGCACACACCCACUGGGUCACUUCAGGGGGGGCACGGAGGGAGGGGUCUCUGCAGUGAGAGGCCCGUCACUGCCCCUUUGGGUGCCUGCCCCCUUGGGUGCCUGCCCCAUCUCCCCAGUCUCCCAGCCUGUGACCAUCACACCAAGCUCAGUCUGCCUCUCUCACAAGGACGAUGGUCUGCCCUAACGCCUGGCCACGCUGCCCCACAAGGACUGUGCUAUGAACAUGGGGUUUCCCAGGUGCCUCUUGCUCCCAGCUGGGCACCCUCUUGGCAGGAGCUCGGCUGCCUGCACGGGAGCUGGGAACACAAGGAUCUCCAUCCUCCUGGCCUGGCUUUGGGCUUCCAUGACAGGACUCCCCAUGGCAGACUCAGGCAUCCCAGAACUAACUCAGCUCCGACUGGUGAAUGGUUCGAUUCGCUGCGCUGGGAGAGUUGAGGUGCUUCACAACCAGCAGUGGGGAACCGUGUGUGAUGACAACUGGGAUUUAACUGAGGCCAGAGUCGUGUGCAGGCAGCUGGGCUGUGGGAUGGCGUUAUCAGCCCCACGCGGGUCUCGGUUUGGACAGGGAACUGACCGUAUCUGGCUGCAUGAGGUAAACUGCACAGGGACAGAAGCUGCCCUCUCCGAAUGCAGAGCUAGGCCUUGGGGAGAGCAUAAAUGUAACCAUGUAGGAGAUGCUGGUGUUGUGUGCUCAGUCACCAUAUUUCUGUGCCUCAGCUGCCCUGUCCCAUCCCGAAGUGGCAGCAUGUCAGUGGUGGGGACUGAGCCCUUGGCAUGCAGUGGCUGUGGGAGGAGGCCAGUCACUCCCAUCAGUGACCCAGGUCCUCUCCAGCUGGUGAACGGCCCCAAUCGCUGCGCUGGGAGGGUCGAGGUGCUUCACAACCAUCAGUGGGGAACCGUGUGUGAUGAUGGCUGGGACUUAACUGAUGCUGGAGUCGUGUGCAGGCAGCUGGGCUGUGGGAUGGCGUUAUCAGCCCUAGCGGGGGCUCACUUUGGGAGAGGUUCUGACACCAUCUGGAUGGAUGACGUUAACUGCACAGGGACAGAAGCUGCCCUCGCCGAUUGCAGGGCUCGGCCUUGGGGAAACAAUAAUUGUCACCAUGGAGAAGAUGCUGGUGUUAUUUGCUCAGACUCAGCCCUUCCACAUCUGGCUCAGGUGCGAUUGCUGAACAGCCCAAGUCGCUGUGCUGGGAGAGUCGAAGUGCUUCACAACCAGCUGUGGGGAACCGUGUGUGAUGAUGGCUGGGACUUACAGGACGCCGGAGUCGUGUGCAGGCAGCUGGGCUGUGGGACGGCGUUAUCAGCCCCAGGAGGGGCUCGAUUUGGACAAGGAUCUGGGCCAAUUUUGCUGGAUGAGGUUAACUGCACAGGGACCGAAGCUGCCCUCUCCGAAUGCAGGGCUAAGCCUUGGGGGGAUCAUAAUUGUCACCACAGAGAAGAUGCCGGUGUUGUGUGCUCAGGCUCAGGCAUCUCAGAAGUGGCUCAGCUCCGACUGGUGAAUGGUUCGAGUCGCUGCACUGGGAGAGUCGAGGUGCUUCACAACCAGCAGUGGGGAACCGUGUGUGAUGACAGCUGGGACAUAAUUGAUGCUCAAGUCGUGUGUAGGCAGCUGGGCUGUGGGACAGCGCUAUCAGCACCAGGAGCGGGUCGAUUUGGGCGAGGAUCUGAGCAUAUCUGGCUGGACGAUGUUCAGUGCAAAGGGACAGAAAUUGGCCUUUCUGAAUGCAGGGCUCGGCCUUGGGGAGACAAUAACUGUCACCACGGAGAAGAUGCCAGUGUUGUGUGCUCAGACACCGACAUCUCCGAAGUGACUCAGCUGCAACUGGUGAAUGGUUCGAGUCACUGCGCUGGGAGAGUCGAGGUGUUUCAUAACAAGAAGUGGGGAACUGUGUGUAAUGACAGCUGGGACCUACAGGAUGCUGCAGUCGUGUGCAGGCAGCUGGGCUGUGGGACGGCCUUAUCAACCCCCACUGGAGCUCACUUUGGGCGAGGAUCUGACCAUAUCUGGCUGGGUAAUGUCAACUGCACAGGGACAGAAGCUGCCCUCUCCCAAUGCAGGGCUAGGCCCUGGGGAGACAGUAACUGCACCCAUGAAGAAGAUGCCGGUGUUGUGUGCUCAGACUCAGGCAUUUCAGAGCAGACUUCGCUCCGUCUGGUGAACGGCCUGAGUCGCUGCACUGGGAGAGUCGAGGUGCUUCACAACCAGCAAUGGGGAACCGUGUGUGAUGACAGCUGGGAUUUAACUGAUGCUGGAGUCGUGUGCAGGCAGCUCGGCUGUGGGACGGCGUUAUCAGCCCCAGGCGCGGCUCACUUUGGGCGAGGAUCUGACCCCAUCUGGCUGGAUGCCGUUCACUGCACAGGGACAGAAGCUGCCCUCUCCGAUUGCAGGGCUCGGCCUUGGGGAGACAAUAACUGUAACCACGGAGAAGAUGCCGGUGUUGUGUGCUCAGACUCUGGCAUUUCAGAGCAGACUCAGCUCCGACUGUUGAACGGCCCGAAUCACUGCACUGGGAGAGUCGAGGUGCUUCACAGCCAGCUGUGGGGAACCGUGUGUGAUGACAGCUGGGAUUUCGCUGAGGCCAGAGUUGUGUGCAGGCAGCUGGGCUGUGGGCCGGCAUUAUCAGCCCCAGGAGGGGCUCGAUUUGGACGAGGCACUGAUCCCAUCUGGCUGGAUAACCUUCACUGCACAGGGACAGAAGCUGCCCUCUCCGACUGCAGGGCUCAGCCUUGGGGAGACCAUAACUGUAACCACGGAAAAGAUGCCAGUGUUGUGUGCUCAGACUCAUCCGUUCCAGAGCGGGCUCCAAUCCGACUGGUUGAUGGUUCUAGUCGCUGCACUGGGAGAGUCGAGGUGUUUCACAACCAGCAGUGGGGAACCGUGUGUGAUGACAGCUGGGACAUAACAGAUGCUGGAGUUGUGUGCAGGCAGCUGGGCUGUGGGACGGCGCUAUCAGCCCUAGCGGGGGCUCACUUUGGGCAAGGAUCUGACCGUAUCUGGCUGGAUGAUGUUCAGUGCACAGGGACAGAAGCUGCCCUCGCCGAAUGCAGGGUUCGGCCUUGGGGAGACAAUAACUGUCACCAUAGAGAAGAUGCUGGUGUUGUGUGCUCAGACUCAUCCGUUCCAGAGCGGGAUUCAGUCCGACUGGUUGAUGGUUCGAGUCGCUGCUCUGGGAGAGUCGAGGUGUUUCACAACCAGCAGUGGGGAACCGUGUGUCAUGACAGCUGGGACAUAACAGAUGCUGAAGUUGUGUGCAGGCAGCUGGGCUGUGGGACGGCGUUAUCAGCUCUAACGGGGGCUCACUUUGGACAACAAUCUGACCCCAUCUGGCUGGAUGAUGUUCAGUGCACAGGGACAGAAGCUGCCCUCGCCGAAUGCAGGGCUCUGCCUUGGGGAGACAAUAACUGUCACCAUGGAGAAGAUGCCGGUGUUGUGUGCUCAGAUCAGGACCAGCUGAGGCUGCGGCUGACGAGUGGCCCAAGCCCCUGCUCUGGGCGAGUGGAGGUGCUGAUUAACAACACCUGGAGUGCCGUGUGUGACGCCGGCUGGGGCCUGCCAGAGGCGGGGGUGGUGUGCAAGCAGCUGGGCUGCGGCCCGGCGCUGUCAGCCCCGGGGGUUGCUCAGUUCGGCCACGGGGCCGGCGACGUCUGGCUGGAGGGUGUGAACUGCUCGGGCCAGGAGUCUCUCAUCAGCGAGUGCCAGCUGAGCCGGCUGGGUCCCGGGCUCUGUGGCCAUGGCUCUGAGGCCAGCGUGGUGUGUGCCGGGCAGGCUGGCUCUGGGCAGCUCUUGUCCCUGCUACUCGGCCUGGGUGCUGUCAUGGUGCUGAUCUUCGUGGCCCUGCUCUGCUGGAGGAUGCGGCGGGACAGAGCCGCUGGGAACCCCCUGGGCCAUGUGCACCUGAAGGAGCUGGGGGCUCCAGGGACCCCACCCCGGUCCCAGGGAGCGGCAAAUCCAGAGCCCUCCGAGGAGCCCGACAGCGAGAUGACCUGGCUGGUGAGGGAAGACGUGGUGCUGUGAGAGCCGCGUGCCAGCCGGGCUGGGCUGGGCUCAGCCUGCAGUGAGAGACGGGCCCGUGGGAUCCUGCUCAGAGCAGCCCCAGAGCUGCCAGCUGCCUGGACUGUGGGGAUGCUGAUGGGGCUCGUCUGGGGGCUGGGGAUCUCCACUCCCCCUGUGGGGCCCCUGGCACCAUUGUCCCCCCAGCUGACUUGGAAAACUCCCCUGCUCCGCCCCACCCCCAGCUUUCCCUGCUGUAGCUCCCAGCAGCUCCCACGCCCAUCCCUGAGCAGCCUGUGCCCAGCCAUGCAGACAGCAGGUGGUGCGCCCGGCAGAACCAUUGUCCGGUGCACAGAGACAGCCGGCUCCUUCCCCACCCAGCGACCAUCCCAACAUUUAAAUGAGCUAUGGGGAGAGACUGACUAUGGGUGUCUGCCUGUGCCCGAUGUGCCAGGCCCUGGUAAAGCCUGGUGUUCUCAUAUGUAUGUGCCCAGUACAGCCUGAUCCUGGGGCACCAGGCCCCGUCUGUCUGUCUGUCUGUGCCCAAUGCACCCUGAGCUCAGGGCACCAGGCCCCGUCUGUCUGUCUGUGCCCAAUGCACCCUGAGCUCAGGGCACCAGGCCCCGUCUGUCUGUCUGUGCCCAAUGCACCCUGAGCUUGGGGCACCAGGGCCCGUCUCCUCUCUCUGUGCCCAAUGCACCCUGAGCUCAGGCCACCAGGCCCCGUCUGUCUGUGCAGCAGCCUGCCCGGGCCCCCAGUAAAUGAUCAUUACAGCUUCUAGUGUGUAGAUAAGGUGCAGAACUACGUGCAGCUGCAUGAUGGUGCCUUGCUUAAUGGAAAGGGAUGGGCCGGGUUACAGAUACAGAUACAAAGAGCUUGUCUCUAACCUUCCCUCCCCCACCCCAUCCUUGUGCUGUAUAAGUACCCGGUGGUAAUAUUACACAGCUAGAUACGGAGACAGCAGCUGCGUCCAGACAUGAGCCCUGUUGCACAUUUCCCAGGGGAAGAUGUUGGGGAACAACCACAUUAUUCCCCCUUUUCUUUGCAUUAGUAGCAUAUUGGCAGCUGAAACCUUUCUGAUUUCUUGUAAUUCCCAAAAGCUUCCACAAGGUGUCAAUGGCUCCCCACUCCUCAAAGUGCCCCACUCUCACCCCCUCUGUAGUGGGGUGACCAUAUGUCCUGUUUUGGCAGGGACAGUCCCUUUUUCAGCUCUGUUCAGGCCGUCCCUACUUUUUUUCAGUAAAACUGGACAUUUGCCCUGAUUUGUGAAGGCAGCGCUGCCUUCAGAGCUGUCCCCCCGGGCAGCAGUCCCCGAUCUCCGCUGCACACUACAGGCAGUUCUUAUGUCUGGGUCAACCUAGGACAGCUGUUCACUGCUUGCAUUACAGGAUAGUGAGGAGUGUACUUAGAGGAUUGUACCUCAGAGAUGUAUAAUCCCUUCCCGAGCAGCCUGGUGUUCUGGUAAAAUGAGUGUGCUGCACACAUUACAAUGGUGCAUUCCUCCCUGAGCUCAGUGAGUACAGUCGUGACUGGUAGGACGCACAGAGAGUAGGGUGACAGAGUGGAGAGCAGAGAGAUGUGGCUGCUGCCAGGGGAUCAGCUCUGAAGGCAGCGAUGCCUGCCAGCAGCAGCAGAGAAAGUUGCUGCUGUCAGACAGUGCUAAUUUCAGAACUGACCCCCAAGGAAGCAGCCCCACUUGCUGGCCGCAGGGCAGAGCAGAGAAGUAAAGGUGACAUGGUAUUGCCACCCUCACUUCUGCGCUGCCUCAGAGUCUGGGCUUCCCUUACUGUAAGGCUCAGAAAAAAAUGCUUUGAGCAACUUAACCGGAGGCUGUAUAGAAGCACUAAAUUAAUUUUCCCGUCAGCUCAGUGCGAGGUCAGCAAGGAGAAAGUAGAAACUGAUGGGCACAGAUCAUGGCUAAAUGGAUUGUCAGCAUCAGCAGGGUUGAAGGAUGCCGCAUGCAGGUAAUCCGAUGGGAGUUAGUGGCAGUGCUCUGAUUUGUAAAUGCUGGUUUUUUUCUGGUUAGUUGAGUUGCAGCUGCAGGCUGAAAGCAGCAUGAUGGUCUCUUCCCAGCUCCAAGGUUUGCCUCGCUUGAGAGCCUGAGUGUUGAGACAGUGUGAAAUAGGAAGGGUUUUUAAUUGCACAUUUUGUUUUAUUUAAGAGUCUCCCUGAGCCAAACAGGCUGCCUGCCGUAGAGGCAGAGGGCUGUGCCCAGAUGCUGGGCUGGGCCAGUGUUCCGAGAAAGCCUUGUGAAGGAACACUUGCAAAUCAGUUCUCCCCUGUUGGUUCAGUAGCAGAUUUACCAGGCCAUAGAGAUCUCUGGUGUAAACCCUUCGACUUGGAGAUUAACUUGGCUCAUAGCAAGAAAUUGGUUCAGCAAAACAGAGGCUGUUAGGAGCAGGGUCCCAGCUGGAGGCAGACUGACAUCAUGGAUCCAAAACAUGUUCUCCUUUGACAAGGGCUGGUUGUGUUACAAGUAAAGGUGGCAAUACCACCAUGCUACUCUUACUUCUGUGCUGCUGCUGGCAGGGGCGCUAUCUUCAGAGCCAGGCAGGCCAGCAAGCAGCCGAUGCUCUCCAUUGGCAAGCUGUGAAGGCAAUGCUGCCCCCAGUCACAGGAUGUUGCCAGGUGAUGCUUUUGUUCUUUUUUGGGGUGGGGGGGGAGCCUUGUGCACACCUGUGUCCUUAGAAGAAUCAAUUGUUUGUGUGUGGUCAUUUUUUGCUAUAAAAAUGUCUAGGAAACAUCUGUGUAAUUGUAAUGAAGACCUCCAAAAACAGUUCAAGUUUUUAAAAAAAGACACUUCAACACUGGACAACAGCAAAGUUGUAUGUGAAACGUGGAGCACAUUCCUCCAUUGCCAACGGUUGAAAUGACAUUACCCAGCACCUUCAAAGCAAAAAACACAGAGAUGUUGGUAAAAAUAACUGUUUAACACUAAGUGCUUCAGGAUUUUUUCUGAGGCAAGACACAGAAGCUGAAAAAGUUUUUGCCAGUGAGGGAGUGUUUGCUUACCACUCAGUGCAGCACGGACACAGUUUCUGCUCUAGUGACUGUACAUCACAAUUAAUUAGGAAACUAGGCCAGUCUACGUUUUCAUCUGCUCGCACAAAAUCCGAGGGAAUCGCUUGCAACAUCUUAGCCCCUUUCUCCAUUGAAAAAAUGCAGUUUGAGUUGGACAGGGAUUCCUUUAUUGCGCUUAGUGUGGAUGUAUCGAACAAAAAGGAGCAAAAACUAUUUCCUGUUCUUAUAUGGUAUUUUCUCCCACUGGGUGGAGUUUGCACAAAAAUGACUGACUAUUCAUCUCUACUCAGGGAAACAUCAGAUUUGCAAGUAUCAGAGAGGUAGCCGUGUUGGUCUGGAUCUGUAAAAGCAGCAAAGAAUCCUGUGGCACCUUUUAGACUAAUAGACAUCAGCUUUGCAGUGUGCAUUCAUCCAGCAAGUGAUUGAGAAGCCAACACCAACACUAACUUUGGGGGUGCCAGACGUUGUGGGAAAAACAAUUUGUGGUGAAAUCUCCAGGCCAACGUAGGAAAAGAGAUCUUCAGUAUUGAGUGCGGGGCACAUAUUGUGCAUAACUCCAAACUGAUUGUCUUCCUUUAGAUGUAGAGAUCUUUGCUGGGAAGGUUUACAAAUACUUUCAUAUCUACACAGAGCAUGUUGAAGAGCUGAAAGGUUUCUGUGGAUUUAUUGAAAUUGAGUAUACCAAAUUACUAGAGCAUGGCAGCACACAAUUCCUCUCAUUGAGACCAGCAACACAGGAUUCUGUCAAUUUUGAUGGGCUUAAAGCGUAUUUUCUUUCUCAAGAUAAAUGCCCGACACUGCUACAGAAGCUCUUUGAUGCUCCUGCCACUCAACUGUGUCUUCUAUUUGUCAGCAGACAAACUGCCAUGUUUCAAAACAUAAUGGAGAUGAUAGAGAAAAAUGCUUUGUCAAUGACAGAAGUGGCACUUCAAAUACAUUCCCUGCAGGUUAACUUAUUGGAGAGGCUUGGAGAAAGAUGUGUCACCACAGAAGUGAAGAACCUACUGCACACUUUUGUAGAAUGCAGGCAAAUGAAAGAAAAGGAGUUUUACAAUUUAGUUGACAAUUUUUACACAACAGGCCUAUCCUACUUAGAGACUGAGAGCACUGGAGACCUGCCUUUGAGUGCACCAAAAAGUUUGAGUGGGCUUUGCUAAGGAAUAUGCAAGACAGCCUCCCUGCAUGCCACAUCAGAAUUCCCACCUUCUAUAUGUUGAAUGAGAAUCGUCUCUUUGACAAGUGGUCUAGUGCCAAAUCAAUUGUCUCCAGUUGUCUUUCAGACUGGAACCAUCAAAGAACGCCCAUCACCGAAAGGUGGCAGAAGAUUUUUCAAGAGAGAUUGACCGUAAUGCAGUCCAAUACACAGAUCUAGCCAAGGCUGUGGAAUUUGUGCUGUGUCUGCCUGGUACUACAGUGCCUGUUGAAUGUGUCUUUUCAAUUAUGAAUGAUGUGUGGUCUCCUGAAAAAUCGCAUCUGAAUAUCUCCACCACGAAGGCUGUCUUGUGUGUGCGAGUUCACUUUUCUCUAGACUGCACUGCAUUCUACGACAAGUUGCUGAAAGACGAGCAAACCCUCAGCCAAAUAGCAUCGUCAGAGAAAUACAACGGGCAUCAAGCAGCUUCACACCCUGAAGAAAGGCAAGGCAAGGAACAAUCCCAGUAACAACUGAGUUUUAAAUAAAAUAUAUGAACAUAGAUAUAAAAUAAA